GACCACUUCUCUUCGAGACCACUUAUCUCGAGACCGGACCACUUAUCUCAAGACCGGACCACUUAUCUCGAGACCGGACCACUUAUCUCAAGACCGGACCACUUAUCUCAAGACCAGACCACUUAUCUUGGGACCACUUCUUUCGAGACCACUUAUCUUGAAGGAGUUAUGUACCCAUAACCCCCUCCAGACAGGACUUAUGCUAUGCCAUUAUGCCAGUCCUGGUCCCUAACAGGCCGACUCAGCAACCCCUCUACCAUGAACCACAAUCAACUGGCCUCCCUCAGAACAUUGACUGUCCUCUUUCAUCUGACCCUCUACCAGCAGAGGAGACUCCUCCACCUGCUUACAGUGAAGUUCCCCCAGUUGAUAGUCCAGCUGAUCCUCAGAGUGUCUACUCUGGUGUUGGCUCUCCUAUCAUGUCUCCAUUAUCAGCUGCUUCCAACACUUCAGUUAAUCCAAUUGGAUCACCGGCUCAGUCAGGUGAGGCUGGCACAGAGUAGUGGGAGGAGACAAAGAAUUCUUUCAUUAUGAACCUGCAUAUUUCGUAUACCUUUAUCAUUAUUAAAUAAUUACCUGUAAUCCCUCCCACCUAUACUGGUAUGUACAAGGUCUUGCAUGAAGAUAUUCACCUCUUGGCUUCUCGUUUAAAUUAUCAUGUCUCCUACAUCUACCCCUCCAUUGCAUGCCUACUUAACCUCUCCUUCU
This is a messenger RNA of Amphimedon queenslandica, 708 nucleotides long. Its product is annotated as pollen-specific leucine-rich repeat extensin-like protein 1. The record is from RefSeq and is a predicted model, not a curated record. NCBI's taxonomy places the organism in Eukaryota, Metazoa, Porifera, Demospongiae, Haplosclerida, Niphatidae. The coding region runs from base 213 to 503 and encodes 96 amino acids. The transcript has 4 exons.